CUCCCUUCGUUGUUCUUUGUCUACUUUUUUCCUCAACAGCCAAGAGAAAAUUAGAAGCGAGUUCCUCCAGUCCUUUAAUCGAUGUCCCUAAAAAAGAGCCAAAUUCCUGGUAUUUGCUCUGAAACCAAGGUGACAAACAAGCCUGAUUUCCAGACUGAUCAUCUUCCAACAAACCAGAAAGAUUCUCAUCAACAUGGAUCCCAAUAGAAUUCGAUAUAGCCGAAGGAGUCACAUUCAAAAGUUGUGAACAAUCUGAAUCUAUUCGAGCAAAUUCCACCAUCCAAUUCCCAUCACGUUCGUCAGAUCCCUCCUCAGAAUCCACAUCCUCCACAACCACCCUAUCCCACUCAGAUUCUCCAUCUAUAAGCAUCAAGGAAGACCCCGAAUCAUCUCCAACAUUUAGCUCAUUUAAAACAGAGUCCUUUAAAAUUCCUAUUGCCUGUCGCCUGUCGCUCGAUCUCCUUGGGCACCACCACCUUCUUUCCAACUCGAAAUCACAAACAAUGGGGCUCGUACGACCUGGGUUAAGGAUAGGCUAGUUUGGUGAGAGUUGGAACAGUGACACACAUGGGCCGAAAUGAGUCUUAUUAUUAUUAUUGUCCACGACAGGAGAGUGGGCUUUCAAAGGUUGGCCCAUUCCCACAUGACCUGCCUUUGCCUUUGCUUGUUUAUUUACGCUCCCAAAAUACCUGCCUCCUUCCUUCCCUCAAAAACCACCGCCUGUGGCUGUGUGCAAGAAAGCAAAUUGCAGAGAGAGGGUUUGUGUUAGAAGCUGAUAGCUAAUGGAGUUUUGUCCUACUUGUGGGACUAUGCUGCAAUAUGAGUUGCCCCAUAUGGGGCGCCCUUCCAGAUUCUUCUGCCCGACAUGUCCCUAUGUAUGCUACAUAGAGAACAAGGUUAAGAUAAAGAAAAAGAUGCAUUUGGAUAAGAAGGAUUUAGAACCUGUCAUCACUGACGAUGACAUGAAGAAUGCCUCUCAAACUGAUGCAACAUGCCCAAAAUGUGGUCAUGGAAGGGCUGCGUACGUACAAUUUCAGACUAGAUCAGCUGAUGAGCCGGCAACAAUAUUCUAUACGUGCAUGAAUGAGACUUGUAGAAGUACUUGGCGAGAGGACUAAUCAAGAUAUCUUAAUAGAGACAUCUUACAAUUAUAUACCAACACUUCUAUUUAGCAAUAAAGUUUCACACAAAUCUGACUUGGUCUGAAUUGAUUGACUAUGGGUUAUGGCAAAUUUUUAUUAUUACUAAAUUAUUUUUUGAUUU
Quercus lobata is the source of this 1263-nucleotide messenger RNA. RefSeq names its product DNA-directed RNA polymerase III subunit RPC10-like. Gene Ontology annotation, cellular component: RNA polymerase III complex. Gene Ontology annotation, biological process: regulation of DNA-templated transcription; termination of RNA polymerase III transcription; DNA-templated transcription. Gene Ontology annotation, molecular function: zinc ion binding; nucleic acid binding. The transcript has 4 exons. Lineage: Eukaryota; Viridiplantae; Streptophyta; Magnoliopsida; Fagales; Fagaceae. The coding region runs from base 783 to 1118 and encodes 111 amino acids. The record is from RefSeq and is a predicted model, not a curated record.